UACGGCUGGGGCAUAGUACCAGUGAAUAUAGGACCAGAAUUUUUGCAUGGCAUUUUGGAGUGGCGGUUCUUGACGAAGUGGACCGAAUUUUAUCCUAAAAAAUGUGCAGUAAAAUGAUGAAGAUGGUGAAGAAGCGAGAGUAGAUCUCUCAGACAAACACCAAACCUUCUCAUAAAAAAAGGGGGAACAACUAAACAUGGCUGCCCCCGUCCAUGUCCAGCUUCGCAACGCAGAGAGCUCCAUCUUGUUCAUGCAGCAGGAGCAUGCUAAGACGCUGCAGGGGCUGCACCAGGAGCUGCAGAAACUCCAGAAGAAGUGUGCCGAGUUGACCUUUGAACUGGCCAUGAAGGGCGAUGCUCCAGACCAAGCAGAAUUAUACGUGAAGAAACAGAAGGCGCUAGAGGCCCAGCUUCAGGAGAAAACUGCAGAAUAUGCAGAAGCCAAGAAAGAACUCGAGAAGCGGGAUUCCAGAGUCAGCUCCCUAGAGCAGCAGGUGAAGACCCAAGAGCACCAACACCAAAAUGAGAUCAAGCAUUACAAGCACCAAGCCUCGGUCAUGACCAGUGAGUUAGAGCAGCGCUCCAGCAGCAUUGCCUACCUGACGACCCAGCUACACCAGCUGAAGUUACGGCAUCGGUCGCGGAGCAAGGACGAAGCAGCGUUGGCUGACGAGAGAAUCAGCAGCCCAGCUCCGCCCAAGGACAAGCCGCACCAUGUGCGCCGGCACAAAGUCCGAACUAGCUCCAUUGGGCUGGAGGGUUUGAAAGCCCCUCUGCGGGCAAUCCACCCGGCCGGCUUGGACAACAGCGAUUUGCUGGACUACGCAUCAUAUGUGGCGGAUACAGCAGCCACACCACAGUACAUCGUCAGGACUCGUCGAUCGGGCUCGGCAGGCCCACGCCGGCACAGCUCUACGACGCACUCCAGAACGGACAUCCUAGAUCUUCAACCUUUCCUGGCCAAGAACGCGAACUGCGGCCCAGAGAUGCGGCCUACACCCCCACCAAUCUUGCCCCCGAUUCCUCCCAGCGAGGACAGGAACCGAAACAUUUUAGACAAGCGCAACAUCUUCUCUAAGCGAAGCAUUCACAGGUCCAAUCCGGAGUUUGACCAGAGUCUGACAGCGGCGAUGGAGACACUGGCCGUUGAAAAGGUCUGCUCAGGAGAGAAAGACUUGCGACAAAUAGAGCAGUCUAAAUCAGACUGAUUUCCUGGUUUGUGGUUUUCUGAAGUGUGCCAUUUUUCAUUCACAGAAUCAAACACAAUUUGAAAUUCUUUUGAAAUGCCGAAAUGAUUGUGCAGUUAAAUUUUUAAGUUGUUUUUACAUUUUAUAAAUUAUAAUUUCAUUUUAAGUGUGCAUUACAAAAAAACUCUUAAGGCAUACUGACAGAUAUCAACAAUAGUUAAUAUAAUAUUAACAAAAAUGUAAUAUAAUGUAAUACAUUACAAACAAAAAUACUGAGGUUGAAGUGUACAAUUGCUGAUUGGUACUUGCAUAUGUACAUAUUGAUCUACAUGAUCAAUGUGUAUGUACAUGUAACUUCAUUGGUGUCCCCUAAAUUGGUCAAAAAUGCCGGUAUGGUUUUAAAAACACCUACUAUCUAAGACAAAAGUCAAACAUAUUUGUCUAGUGACAAGUUCCAGUUUUUCCCUCUUCGGUUACAUUUGGAAUUUUGUUCCCUCAUUAAGUACGCACUUGUACGAUUAGGUUUGACAUCAACUUCUUUUUAUAAAAAUAUAAAUGCUCCAGGCAGGGGGAAAAAAAUAAGUUGAAUCCAUAUCAUGAGAGGAAAAAAGAUAGAAUAUUGCUUAAAUCUAAGGUUAGACAAGGCAAGUAGCCAAUCAGUUUUGGAAAACAAGCAUGAUGGAAUUGUUACAAGAUAAGUUUGCGGUAGCACCAUGUGAAUUAAUCUCUUUUGUGAGUAUACUCACAAAAGAGAUUUAUUCACAUGGUGCUACCGCAAACUUAUCUUGUCUUAGUAUCUUUCCACCAUGCAAACUUUCAAAUCUCAUGAUGGAAUUGAUCAAAUUGAGAGAGAAUCUUACCAGGCAAACAAUCAUAUAUAUACGUGUAAAUCACAACAACAAACAACAUUGGUUUGCUUAAUAGUACGGAUAAGCGUAGAAAUGGUAGAGGGGCCUCAAACAUUAUAAUGUUUAAAAGAUAAUAUAACUCACAGCAUC
Patiria miniata (bat star) is the source of this 2184-nucleotide messenger RNA. RefSeq names its product coiled-coil domain-containing protein 92-like. The record is from RefSeq and is a predicted model, not a curated record. The transcript is spliced from 3 exons. Bases 197 to 1207 code for a protein of 336 amino acids. Lineage: Eukaryota; Metazoa; Echinodermata; Asteroidea; Valvatida; Asterinidae.